AUGGGAGCAUUCUGUCCAAAUCAAAAUAUUAAAGUUCUUCCUUCGCCAGUGAUUUAAGAAGAGAUUACAGUUGACCCUCAAGUAGAAAUUGAUACUCUUAUUAAUUAAGAAACUAAUUACAAACUUAGUUUAAUUCAUAAUUUUUGUAUAGAGAAUCCAACUUUAUAAACAUGUGAUGAAGUAAUCUUAGAAAUCCUCUCUAUAUCAAUUUCAUUUAUGGUUAAGGAUUUUUCUGAAUAAUCGAACUUUCUUAAAUUACAAAUAUAAAAGCAGGUGUAAGACUUAAUUCAUCAUAAAAUUGAUUUUCAGGAAGAUCUUUUAAAAAUGCUAAUAAAUUAUUAUGAGUUUCUAAGUUAUGUUUAAGAAAAAGGAGCUACAAAAGUUAUUUCUUGGUGGAAUGAUCCUGUUGGUGUAGUUGAAAUAGUUUAAGCAAUAAAGCAUUGGUCACAAGAAUUUAUUAAAUAUGGGGGUAAAUUAAGAAGAGAAAGAGCAUUAAGAAAAUUAAACUUUGACCCUAAACCACCAGAACGCUUUGUAAAAACUUGGGAAUGGAUUAAAAAGUAAUAAGAGGGAUAAGAGGAUGAUUUGAAACCAAAAAGGGAGACAUUUGCAAUUACUAAUAAGUUUGAAGAUGGUUUCGAAGAACUUUGA
Molecule: messenger RNA, 651 nt
Organism: Paramecium sonneborni
Lineage: Eukaryota; Ciliophora; Oligohymenophorea; Peniculida; Parameciidae
Source: the annotation of a GenBank genome assembly